This is a messenger RNA of Symbiodinium necroappetens, 321 nucleotides long. The record is from the annotation of a GenBank genome assembly. Lineage: Eukaryota; Dinophyceae; Suessiales; Symbiodiniaceae.
AUGUCGACAACGUUGUACUGUCUUGCAGAGGACAGUGUCGAGAGGGAGCGGAGCUUGCAGCACGACAUCGCAUUGUCUCAUGGCAUGGAUGCCUCGACGUGCUGGCACCUCCUGGGGAGUUUGCCACCCCGCGCCGAUGACAAAGCUGAUCUGCGUAGAAUAGAGUUCACGCGGAAGGGGCGAUAUCAUUUUGAGCGACGAAAGGUCGAGAUUCACAUUCUGCACUUCGUGCAGAAUUCCACCUCACGUCUUGAUGAGGACACGGAGCUGCGCAUGCGUGUCCGUUUGAAGCAGAACAGGCCGUCCGUGCAGAACAAAUGA